UCCUUCUUUUUACCCUCGCUCGUACACUUGCAAUUUGCUGCUUUGUUCUCCGGGAUCCCCUUUCUCUCUUCAUCCAUCGCCGUCAUCUCCUCGCGGCUGCGCCACCUCUUGCUCGCGAAGAAGGUGUGGGGAAGUAUAGUUUUCCGGCCGGCGCUUUUGUAGUUUGGUGGAAAAGAGGAAGAUAAUUUCAAAAGGUCGCCACCGCCUCUGCUCAGUGCUCUUACCUUCGCGACUGCUUUCUCCGAUCCUCGCUCCUCUCGCCGGUCAUCGCUGCUUCUCUCCAAGGGUUUAGGGAGGAAAGCAUGUCUGAAGAGGGAAGAGUGCAUCCCAGCUGUCGGAAUGCAUCAAAUCCUUACCAUGAAUGCAGUGAAUAUUGCUUCAAAAUAAUUGCUGAAGCAAAGCGGAUGAAACAAACAGAAACUGAAGUAGUGCAACCUAAUGAUCGUGAUAUUCAAGCCCAUUCAGUUGAUAACUCUGAUAGGGAUGAGGAUCCUCAUGGGGAAAAGGAUGGCAUGAAAAGUCACAGUGAUGGGGAUGGAGACACCAAUACCAUGGAUAACAUGGCAGUAGAUUUGGCCAAUCUUACAGGGAGAAAGAAAAAGUUGUUUGAGCUAAGGUUAAAGAUGAAUGAGGCAAGAAAGGCCAAUCAAACUGCCAUGGUGACAGAGAAGAGAAAAAUGGAAACUCCAGCGGAGUCUAGAGGCAUGUCUAAGCAAAAAUGGCUUGAGGAAAGGAAGAAGAAAAUUGGGAAAUUGCUUGAAUCAAAUGGAUUGGAGAUGAGUAAGGCAUAUAUGCUUGAUACGCAAGAGUCUGCUGAGGCAAAGUAUAAGAAGUGGGAGAAGGAGCCUGCUCCAGCUGGUUGGGAUGUUUUUAAUCAGAAAACAUUAUACAAUGCAUACAAGAAGAGAACAAAGAACAUUCAGGUUGACCUUGAAGAAUACAAUAAAAUGAAGGAGGCCGAUCCCGAGUUUUACAGAGAAGCUUCAAGUCUUCAAUAUGGGAAGGCUACAAAAGUUUCGGAUGACAAGGUUGAUAGAAUGGUGAAGGAACUCACGGACCGAGACGAGAAGCGCAAAGCAUUUAGUAGGAGGAGAAGGUACCAUGAAGAGAAGGAUAUCGACUCUAUCAACGAUCGUAAUGAGCACUUCAAUAAAAAGAUCGAGCGAGCUUUUGGAAAAUACACCCUGGAGAUCAAGAACAACUUGGAGAGAGGAACUGCCUUACCUGAUUGAGUUAGCAAGCCAUUAGAUUAAGAGUUUUGAGUACGGUACAAUUUCUAGUGUAAUGUUCAUACAUAGCCUGAUGCUAAUGCAUUCCAGCAAUUCACAUGUAACUUAUGCAGCCAUGCAGAUGCUGGUUUGAUAAUAUUUGCAUGAUUUGGGGAUUGGGUGUAAGAAUGGUUUUUUCUUGACACAUCAUGUAAUAACAUGUGUGGCAUUGUUAUAGAAGUCUGCCAUGUUUAAAUUCAGGUAGUGCAGCUGCUGUGUUUAUAAGGUA
Ipomoea nil (Japanese morning glory) is the source of this 1497-nucleotide messenger RNA. Its product is annotated as pre-mRNA-splicing factor syf2. The record is from RefSeq and is a predicted model, not a curated record. Lineage: Eukaryota; Viridiplantae; Streptophyta; Magnoliopsida; Solanales; Convolvulaceae. The transcript has 7 exons. Gene Ontology annotation, cellular component: catalytic step 2 spliceosome; Prp19 complex; post-mRNA release spliceosomal complex. Bases 303 to 1232 code for a protein of 309 amino acids.